GUUCCAGCACAGUUUCAUCGUGAAUUGCGAAGGCGUCGGUGUGUUGUCCCCGCAGUGUCGCAAUCAGUUGCAAACAAGUGAAUAAGUGAUAAGAGUGGUACGCGACGCAGAGAACCGCAUGGUUCUUCUUCUCGCAAGACAAUCAUGGCGAAACUAAGCGUAUUCCUGUUGCUGCUGGUCGCUACAACGUGUUUUAUACAAACUGUGCAAUCGCAACAUUCUACCGGAAGUGAAGAAGAUGAUGGCGUCGAUGUGUUCAAUCCGGGGAUGAGCAGUGACACACAUUUACCACAACCAGGGGGUUCAAACGAAGAAAGUGGUGAUGGUCAUGAAGGUGAUGGUGAAGGGGAGGUAAUGGAUAAGAGUGAAGAAAAGCAUGAGGCUGAUGUAGAAAAAGAUGAAUCCGCUGAGGUGGAAGAAAAAAAGGAGGAGAAACCAAAACCAAAUCCAAAACCGAAACCGGUUGAGGAAACGCCCGCCAAGCCCAGUAAGCCAUCGCUGCAGCGUAAGAUUCCAUCCCAACUCGGUCGCUUGACAUAUCCCAACGGGGAUACAGACGGUACCAAGUUCAGCGAUGAGUACGCACGCGUCGCACCCAAUAAGAACAUCGGGCAAGGGACCGGAGGUAUUCCCUUUGCGUUGUCCGAAUCUGAAUUGAAACGAAUUCGGAGUUAUCCCAUGUACUGGUAUUAUGACAUGGGUGGGGAUUCUGAGAACCAUGGGGAUUUCCAGCAUAAUAUCCAUUCGUCCUCACCAACUGUCCAUAAGAACCUUAACUUCCAGUUGCCAUUUUUUGGUUUCCGGUAUAAUUACACCAGGGUGUCACUCAACGGGUACCUGGAAUUCAGUGACCCGCCGGAGAAUUAUGAGUCAUACCCAUUGGUAUUCCCCAAUAAGGACUGGCCCAAGAAGAAUGACCCUGCGUUCAUUGGUAUCUGGCAUUCCAGAUGUCGUGUGGGUGCCAUACGAGCUGAGGAUAGGGAUCAACGCGCACCAGGUGUCUACUUCCGGUUGGAGCGUGAUCUCCCAAGCAGGACUGAUGAAUUAGGUGUGAUGACCUAUGAACGUCUCAAGUGGGAUAUCAGGAAAGGAGUGAUUGGGGCUGAUUCCUUCGUCCCUAAACAUGCGAUUAUUACCACCUGGAAGAAUGUCACCUUUGCUGGUGGUAUUAGUAACGCCCUCUACACCACCAACACCUUCCAACUUGUACUGGCAACUGAUGAGGUCUUUACUUAUGCUAUCUUCAACUACAAGGACCUCCAAUGGACAACUCAUACCGAAGCUAGAGGUGAUACCACUACCGGUGAAGGUGGUACCCCUGCAUAUGUUGGUUUCAACGGCGGGAAUGGUACCAGGUCAUACCAAUACAAACCCUACAGUCAAUCUUCGGUUAUUCGUGACUUGACCAGUCGUGGGUACGCGAAUGGGUUCCCGGGAAGACAUAUCUUCCGUAUUGAUGAGAAUAUUUUACUUGGGACCUGCAACAAGGACAUUGACGAUGCUAAUCUACCUCUGAUCAUUGCUCCCGAGAGUGGAAAUAUGUUAGGUGGGACCGUUGUAAACAUCACAGGACCCUGCUUUGAACCAACUGAUAAGAUCCGGUGUAAAUUCGAUGUGGUUGCUGAUGAAGUUGUGGGUACCUAUGUCAAUCGUAAUCGGGCCAUCUGUAUCCAACCUAGACUCUUCGUAGAGGGUUACAUCAAUCUGGAGGUUGCCAUUGGUAACGGAAAGUUCAAAUGGAAGGGGAAAUACUUCGUUGAGACCCCCGCCUCGGCGGCAGAGAAGAUUUUCUUUGAUGGUAACCAGGUAAACGAGAAAUACCCAGAGGGUAUCAAGCUGACUUGGGUUAAACAGAAUUUGACAACGAAUGAAGCGGCCCAGGUGAAGUUCUCAUUGUGGGGUUACCGUGAACGAACAGUAAGACCCGAAUUCGUCUACAUUUCAAGCCUGGGUGAGUCCCAGAACAACGGGGAAUACACCAUUGUCCCAGGAAACUACCGGAACAACGACAACCCUCAAUUCAGCGAUAUCAAAUUUGGGUUCAUUCAGAUUAACCUCACAGAUUCCAUCCCUGUGGAUACUUUAACAGGAAGUUCCAGCGAUGUGAAGAUUACCCCUGUGAUUUGGUCAAGACCUAUCCCCUUGGGUUGGUAUUUCGCUCCGCAGUGGGAGAGGGAGCAUGGUACUGAAUGGCCCACGGUGUUGUGUAAUACCUGGUUGAAGAACGACAGGUUCCUGAAGAACUUUGCCCAUGAACUACAUCAAUGUCCUUGUAGCUUGGAACACGCCCUGAAUGACAAAGGAAGGUACCUCCCUGACUUUACCUGCGAUAAAGACGUGAACCCAACUUGUAUGUACAACAAGGGAGCUAUACAUUGUGUGAGGAGUGGGUCACCCACUCUGGAAGGCUCUGAACAACAAUGUUGUUACGAUAAGAAUCAGCUACUCAUGAUGUCCUAUGACCAAAUGUGGGGAUCCAGCCCAUUUAGGUCCCAUAACCUAGGAUACCUUCCUUGGAAUGAAGCUAACAAAGUCCCAACCCUUUCGCAGUGGUUCCACGACUACGUCCCGAAGUACCUCUGUUGUAUCUGGCAGGAUAACACAAUCCGAGGGGAAAGUGGUGAGCAAUCAGUUGGUUGUGAAACCCUUCGUUUUGAACGUCGACCCACACAAGAUUGUGUUGCUUAUCAACCACCUGCGGUUGCGGGUGUAUACGGGGAUCCACAUAUUGUUACUUUUGAUGAUUAUGAGUACACCUUCAAUGGGCUUGGAGAGUUUACCCUUGUCAGGACGGAGAAUAAAGAUAUCCGCUUGGAUGUCCAGGGACGGUUCGAGAAGUUGCCUAUGAAUGCUUACGGAGAAGUCAGAGCAACCCAAUUGACAGCUAUUGUAGCCAGGGGUAACUCCUCAACUACGAUUGAGGUUAGGGCAAGACCCAAGGAAGCUACUUGGAGGUACCGAUUGGAUGUCCUAGCUGAUGAGAAACGAAUUUACUUCGAUCGGCCAUCUUUGAAGUUCCAACACUUCCCAGGUGUUCUAGUCUACACCCCAACUUAUAUUCUGAAUCAAUCCGAGGUUAUCAUCAUGUUUGACUCAGGGGCUGGUAUAGAAGUCGUUGAGAACCAGGGAUACCUUUCUACCAGAGUGUAUUUACCAUGGACAUUCAUUAAUCAAACAAGUGGGUUGUUGGGUAACUGGUCCUUUGAUAAAUUAGAUGACCUGACCCUUCCCGAUGGUACAAAGUCACCUCUAGUCACCAACAUCAACGACUUCGGGUCAAUCUAUCGUGAUUUCGGAUCAAAAUGGAUGCUGGCUGAUAAAGAUGAACCAAAAGUGGGUCGCGCCCUGUUUUCACGAGACAAUGGCCGCACCUCCAGCUAUUACAACAACAGGACCUUUGAACCACAGUUCAUCAUGGACAUAGAACAACUUAUCCCACCGAACCGGACCAGGGACCUUGACAAAGCCAGAGAUUUAUGCUACAACAACUAUCAAUGCGGGUACGAUUACGCGAUGACCCUAAAUCGGGACCUGGCCCAUUUCACGCUCAACUAUCACGCGUCCAUCAAAAACAUCAAGGAAGUCAACAGCCGCCCUACCAUUUCCUGUGGAGUGCUGGAAACUCCUCGAUUCGGCCGGAAGUCCAACUUUUUGUUCGUCCCCGGGACCAAGGUGACCUUCGAGUGCAACGAGAACUUCAUCCUCAGAGGUGACCAGCGUAGGGAGUGCAUGUCCAAUGGUCAAUGGAACCUUCCCGAGUAUGGAUAUACAGAGUGUUUACGACAACAGGAAUACGCUUCAAGGACAGCUGGUUACACCUGGGCGAUUAUUUUAUCCAUCACAGUCACGCUGAUUGUGAUCCUGGCGUAUGUUGCGUACAGAUUCUUCCAGAAUAAGAAACAACAAGAAGAUUUAGUUGAUGAUGUUGGAUACCCGGCGAAAAUGGCAAAGGCGCGUGAAGCUGCAUUAAAGUCAUCCAUGCCGACAGGUUACUACGAAGAUGAGAGUUUGAGGUCGACUACAUCAAACAAAGAUGAUUUGCGUUUGGAUCAACAAGGAUUGAGAGAUUCAGAUUUGCAUUCGGAAGUAUCACAUAAGCAACCUUUUAAUGGAUCAACUUUCCAACGCGAGAGUGAAUAUGACUUCCAUACGCCUUCGCCUUCCGAAACACCGCAGAAUGAAAUUCCACAGCAACAAUUUCAACAACAGCGCCCGCAUCAAGAAUCGCCCGAAUUCAGAACUACUUCACCAUCAAGAGAAACAGUCAUUUAAUUAAGAAUUAGUGAUUUUUAAGUUUCUUUUUUGUUAAUUAAACAUCGAUUUUAUUCAAAUUUAGGGUUUGGUAAUUGCUUUUUGUAAUUUAUAUCUCAUAAAUUCAAACAUUGACAAAUUUACUGAAAUUUAAAACUUAAGUGACAGAUGCUUUUAAAUCAAGUACAAAUUGAUGCAGGUUCUAAGCGCAGGUUAAUUGUAUACUACAUUUUUAUGUCUUUUUUAUACUUUGAUAACGAUUAAGUAUUAUUUUCACUUUAGCAUUUUAGAUUAGAAUAAUUUCAUGACUUUAAAAUGUUACAAAUGUAUGAAUAAAUGCUAAUAUUAAUAAUAUAAAACGAAUUAAA
This is a messenger RNA of Dalotia coriaria, 4619 nucleotides long. RefSeq names its product sushi domain containing 2 mesh (gene mesh). Gene Ontology annotation, biological process: cell-matrix adhesion. The coding region runs from base 145 to 4272 and encodes 1375 amino acids. The transcript is spliced from 7 exons. The record is from RefSeq and is a predicted model, not a curated record. Lineage: Eukaryota; Metazoa; Arthropoda; Insecta; Coleoptera; Staphylinidae.